This is a messenger RNA of Stegodyphus dumicola, 1896 nucleotides long. RefSeq lists its product as uncharacterized. The record is from RefSeq and is a predicted model, not a curated record. Gene Ontology annotation, biological process: amino acid transmembrane transport. Gene Ontology annotation, cellular component: vacuolar membrane. Gene Ontology annotation, molecular function: L-amino acid transmembrane transporter activity. NCBI's taxonomy places the organism in Eukaryota, Metazoa, Arthropoda, Arachnida, Araneae, Eresidae.
AACACAAAAUACUUUUAAAAUGGUGGCAAAAGAUGGCAAAAAGGAGACUACAUCCAAUGAAGACAAGAAAAAGAAUAUUAUAAAUCAGAAGAAUGAUGUAAAUGAGGAGAAAGCGGGUAACAAAACAAGUGACGAAAUUCGAUCAGAAGAAACCGAUGAGAAGAAUAGGACAGAAGAUGAAACAGCGACUGAAGAAGAUAAAGAAAUUUUGAGAGACAUGAAGGAGAAGUUUGUACGCAAAACAAAUUCAAAGAAAUUUGACUCAAAGAGUGCAAUAGCACUAGAGAAAGAAUUAGUUUUUGAUUUUCUGCCAUCUGAAAUCGACGGAGGAGAAUCUUCUGAAGAGGAUACGGAUGACAUUCGUAUACACAAUGAGAGAGAAGAAAUCGGAUUUACACAAAAUAUGGCAGCGGUAUUCAUAGUCAGCUCUGUUACUGGCAGUGGAAUCGUAAGUUUGCCAUAUGCACUCAUGUUAUCGGAUUGGAUGGGUAUUUUUUUCUUGUUAUUGAGUGGAAUAAAUGCUCUGUAUUCUGGAAUCUGUCUUGGGCGAUGCUGGUUAAUUCUAGAAGAACGAUGGUCAGAAUACAAAAUGGACUAUAGAUCACCCUAUCCUGCUAUUGGCUUUAGAGCAUUAGGGGAAUUUACAAAGUAUGUUGUUAUGAUGUGUAUGGAUAUCUCUAUGUGUGGAAGUUGCAUAGUUUAUGUACUCAUGAUGGCAGCUCUAAUGGAUGAAAUAUGGCCUGCAUACAUAUUAUUUUGUUACUUUGUAGUUAUUUUGGUAAUUCUGCUGACGCCUUUUACCUGGUUUGGGAAACCACGUAAUUUUCGUUUCCUGGCAGUAAUUGAUGUCAUUUGCUCUGCGGCCUUUGUUAUCUUGUUUACGAUUGCCCUUUUCUACGAUAAAGAAAUUAUUGCUGGAGUUCAUUAUAAGGAGACUGUAGGUGUUACAAAGUCAGAUGUUUACCUGUCUUUUGGAAUCAUGCUAUUCUCUUACGGAGCCGGAGCUUAUCUUCCUACCAUCCAAAAUGAUAUGAAAAAUAGGAAAGAAUUUCCAUAUUCGGUAUCAACAGCUUAUCUAGUUGUUUUCGUCCUGUACGUGCCACUGGCAGUUAUUGGAUACGCUGCUUAUGGAAUUAGUACUUUCUCUGUUAUCAUUCACAACGUUGCUCGGAAUUCGGAUCUGACCUUACUGGCGCAUGGCUUGAGGAUUAUAUUCAAUGUGCAGCUCUUCACAACUUUCGUAAUUACUUUCAACCCAAUAGCUCAGAAUUGGGAAAAUCUCUUAAGCUUACCAAAAACAUUUGGAUGCAAGAGGUGUGCAUUUAGAGGAGGUUUAAUAUUCAUCAUCUUCAUGGUGACAUUUAGUAUUCCAUACUUCAGGAGAAUUAUAGAGCUGAUGGCCGCUAUAACAACGAAUCUCUUGACCUAUGUCUUUCCGCCUGUCUUUUAUAUAUCUCUCGCGUUUCAGAAUGAUCCAAAGCAUCCAAGAAGGAGAAUAAGUAAAAAAGAGUGGAUUUUGUUGAUUGAAGUUCUUGUCAUUGGAGUCAUAAGCAUCCUCGCUUGCUCUUACUUGGCAAUUGUAAGGAUACUCACGAAUGCACCUCACACAACAUCAUGCUUUGGAUACAUUGGAACUAUAACAGAACAUGCCGGAUAUUUCCUGACCGAAAUUGUUUAACUUCUGAACAACUUGCGAAAUCAUCGCUCUGAAAUGAGGGGAAAAAAAGUGUUUUCUCUUCGUUUUAAAGUGCACCUAACACCGUUUAGUUUAAGGUCAAAUUUUCGUUGAAUGACUUUAAGCAUUUACUACUGUGAAAGUUUCAUCUUAAUGCAGCUUUAAGUACUUGGAACUGUCACAUCUUCUAAUGAUGACAACUAAAUGAACUGGCACUUAAA